ACGUGAAUGAGGGAGGUGUGUGCAGUGAUACCACAGCUGGUUGGAGGAGUUUGGAGUAGUGAAUGAACUGGCUGCAGCAGAGGGGAGAGCUCUCAUACAGCAGAUCAUGGCGGAGUCCAGCCCUCUGACCACUCACGUGCUGAACGCUGCCGACGGCAUCCCGGCAGCCAGGAUGGCCCUCAGCCUGCACCGACUGGACUCCAAGCUGAUGAUCUGGGCCAUGCUGAGUGUCGGGACAACAAAUCAAGAUGGCCGCUGCCCAGGACUCAUCAACCAACAAACUUUCACUCCUGGCAUGUACAAGCUCCGCUUUGAGACGGGUUCAUACUGGGAAGGCCUUGGUCAGCCCUCUUUCUACCCCUAUGUGGAGGUUGUGUUCACCAUCAGUGCGCCAGAGCAGAGGUUUCACAUCCCUCUGCUGAUGAGUCGCUUCUCCUACAGCACUUACAGAGGAAGCUGAAAGCUGCAGAGAGACGGAUUUCUGCCGUUUUAUAGAUUUAUGACUUGAACUUGUGCAUGACUAAGACCAGUUAGGUUUCUCUUCUUUUGUCUUUUAUUCAGGUGUUAUUGUGUGCUACAUUUGUUAUCUGUUGAGUUUCACUUCAUGAGUGUAUUUACACCAAUCAAAAACAACAUUAAAACCUCCAUUACAGUCCGCAUUAUAGGUCCCUUGCCAGGCUGUACAAAUACCUGAUGA
This is a messenger RNA of Oreochromis aureus, 697 nucleotides long. Its product is annotated as 5-hydroxyisourate hydrolase-like. The record is from RefSeq and is a predicted model, not a curated record. Gene Ontology annotation, molecular function: hydroxyisourate hydrolase activity. Lineage: Eukaryota; Metazoa; Chordata; Actinopteri; Cichliformes; Cichlidae. The transcript is spliced from 4 exons. Gene Ontology annotation, biological process: purine nucleobase metabolic process. The coding region runs from base 107 to 460 and encodes 117 amino acids.